Molecule: messenger RNA, 3958 nt
Organism: Miniopterus natalensis
Lineage: Eukaryota; Metazoa; Chordata; Mammalia; Chiroptera; Miniopteridae
Source: RefSeq, a predicted model, not a curated record
UUGUUUUUAUGUAAGGGUGGAGUUUUGGAAUUUUUUAGCCACUUUAGCUGAUGUCAUUCCCUAAAGAAACCUCAAAAGAUGUGAAUUACAAAUCUUUUAAGUUCUUUGCUUCUCUCAGAAUCAUCCUGUAGCACCAUGACCCAUCUUGUUGUGUUCAUCUAUUGACCUACAUAGCUCCUUGAACAUCGAAGAGAUUGCCUUAUAGAUUCUAAUCUAUAAAUGACAGUAUCUUUCAUCCAAUAUCUUGGUAGCCCAAUAGAUAUAAAGUGGAUUAAUGAUUUAGAAAAUGAUUAUUUGUAUGUUGCAUGGCCUGCAAGUUGCCAGGAACUUCUGAAAUCACUAUUCCCUGGAAAAAUACCUUCCAUAAGGCGUAAUUUUCAUAAUUUGGUUCUGUUUAUUGAUCCUGCUCAAGAAUAUACCUUGAAUUUUAUAAAACUUGCUGAAGUGUUAUAUUAUCGUAAAAUUCCUGUUAGAAUUGGUUUUGUGUUCAUUGUUAAUACAGAUGAUGAAGUCGAUGGAACAAAUGAUGCUGGAGUUGCUCUUUGGCGGGCUUUCAACUAUGUUGCAGAAGAAUAUGAUGUAUCACAAGCAUUUGUUUUCAUAACACAGAUGUACCAAAAAGUGAAGAGUCAAAAUAUAAUCACAGUGGACAAUGUGAAGAGUGUUCUCCAAGAUAAAUUUCCUCAAGCUGAUAUUUUGGAUAUUUUGGGGAUUAAUUCUAGAUAUGAUGAUAAAAGAAAGGCAGGAGCAAGCUUUUAUAAGGUGACUGGCCUGGGCCCUUUGCCUCAAGCUCUUUAUAAUGGUGAAUCCCUGAACCAUGAGGAUUUGAAUAUUCAAAAACUAGAAAGAGCUCUUCUUCAGAAAAUGAUGGAUGUGACUAUAUAUUUGCAAAGGGAAGUUUUUAUGGGCACAUUGAAUGAUCGAACAAAUGCAAUUGAUUUCCUUAUGGAUAAAAAUAAUGUUGUACCCCGUAUAAAUCAUUUGAUUUUGUACAGUGAACAGCAGUACCUCAACUUAAUAUCUACAUCAGUAACUGCAGAUGUCGAAGAUUUCUCUACUUUCUUUUUCUUGGAUUCACAAGAUAAGAGUGCUGUAAUUGCAGAGAACAUGUAUUAUUUAACCCAAGAAGAUGAAGAUGUCAUUUCUUCAGUUACUCUCUGGAUUAUUGCUGAUUUUGACAAACCAUCUGGGAGAAAUAUGCUUUUGAAUGCAUUAAAGCACAUGAAAACAACUUUUCGUAGUCGGUUGGGCGUUAUUUAUAAUCCUACAUCAAAAAUAAAUGAAGAGAACACAGCUAUUUCUAGAGGAAUUUUGGCAGCUUUUCUUACACUGAAAAACAACUUUUUGGGAAACUUUCUCAGGAAACUGGCAAGGGAAGAAACUGCUACAGCUAUUUACUCUGGAGAUAAAAUUAAAACAUUCCUUACUGAGGGGAUGGAUAAGGAUGCUUUUGAGAAAAAAUAUAAUACCGUUGGGGUGAAUAUUUUUCGAACUCACCAGUUGUUCUGUCAAGAUGUACUUAAGCUGCGUCCCGGAGAAAGGGGUAUUGUCAGCAAUGGCAAAUUCUUAGGACCUUUAAAUGAAAAUUUCUGUGAAGAAGAUUUCUUCUUAUUGGAAAAGAUAACAUUUACUAACUUAGCAGAGAAAAUUAAAGGCAUUGUUGAAAAUAUGGCAAUCAACUCAAAAAACAAGAGUGACCUUGUUAUGAAAGUUGAUGCCCUUGUUUCCUCUUUGCCUACACCUGAGUCUCGUUAUAAUGUUGCAUUUUUAAAAGAGAAUCACAGCAUUAUGAAGGUAAAUCCUCAAGAGAAUGACAUGUUCUUUGAUGUUAUUGCUAUUGUUGAUCCAUUGACAAGAGAAGCACAGAUGAUGGCACAGUUAUUGAUCGUACUUGGAAAGAUUAUCAACAUGAAGUUAAAGUUGUUCAUGAACUGUAGGAGUAAGCUUUCAGAAGCCCCUUUAAAGAGUUUUUACCGAUUUGUUCUGGAACCGGAAUUGACGUUAGUGUCUAAUAAUGUCAUUGAACCAGUAGCAAAGUUCUUGGAUAUCCCCGAAUCACCCCUUCUAACCCUCAACAUGAUUACUCCUGGAGGCUGGUUGGUUGAAACAGUACACAGCAACUGUGACCUUGAUAAUAUUCACUUAAAGGAUAUUGAGAGAACCGUUAUAGCAGAAUAUGAACUAGAAUAUCUUCUGCUUGAAGGACACUGCUUUGAUACGACGACGGAGCAAUCUCCUCGAGGUCUGCAGUUCACACUUGGCACAAAAAAUCAACCUGUUGCAGUUGAUACAAUAGUGAUGGCCAAUCUUGGAUAUUUUCAAUUAAAAGCAAACCCAGGUGCUUGGAUACUAAAAUUACGCCAAGGAAAAUCUGAAGAUAUUUAUCAAAUAAUUGGGCAUGAAGGAACUGACUCUCAAGUGGACCUAGGAGAUGUCAUUGUCGUGUUAAACAGCUUCAAAAGCAAAAUACUGGCAAUACAAGUGCAAAAAAAGCCAGACAAAAUUAAGGAAGAUAUCCUUACUGAUAAAAAAGAAAAAAAAGGAAUGUGGGAUUCCAUUAAAAGUUUCACAAGAAGUUUGCAUAAAGAAAAAGACAAAAAGGAAACAGACGUUCUGAACAUUUUCUCAGUUGCUUCUGGCCAUUUAUAUGAACGCUUUUUAAGAAUCAUGAUGCUUUCUGUUUUACGUAACACCAAAACACCAGUAAAAUUCUGGUUCCUAAAAAAUUAUCUCUCACCAACAUUUAAAGAGGUAAUUCCUUACAUGGCUAAGGAAUAUGGAUUCCAAUAUGAACUAGUCCAAUAUAAGUGGCCCCGCUGGCUUCACCAACAGACGGAAAAACAAAGGAUUAUUUGGGGUUACAAAAUUCUCUUCCUUGAUGUCCUUUUUCCUCUAGCAGUGGACAAAAUCAUUUUUGUUGAUGCUGACCAGAUUGUGAGACAUGACCUGAAAGAACUUCGAGAUUUCGAUCUGGGUGGAGCUCCUUAUGGGUAUACUCCAUUUUGUGAUAGCCGCACUGACAUGGAUGGGUAUCGUUUCUGGAAGAAAGGAUAUUGGGCAUCACAUCUUUUAAGAAGGAAAUACCAUAUCAGUGCCUUAUAUGUAGUGGAUCUCAAGAGGUUCAGGAGAAUUGCAGCAGGUGACAGGCUCCGGGGCCAGUACCAAGCUCUCAGUCAAGAUCCAAACAGUCUUUCAAACCUAGAUCAGGAUCUUCCCAAUAAUAUGAUUUACCGAGUUGCCAUUAAGUCUCUUCCUCAAGAUUGGCUGUGGUGUGAAACCUGGUGUGAUGAUGAAUCCAAACAAAGAGCCAAAACAAUCGAUCUGUGCAAUAAUCCCAAAACAAAAGAACCGAAACUGAAGGCUGCUGUCAGGAUUGUCCCAGAAUGGGUGGAGUAUGAUACUGAGAUACGACAACUGUUAGAUCACCUUGAAAACAAGAAGAAAAAUGCAAUUUUGACACAUGAUGAACUCUAGCACUGGCUUUUAUGAAAGAAGAUAAAAAGUAUGACAAGAAAUCUGCCACCUGCUGGGAAAGUGUGGAACUACUGCUAAGACUUUUGGAAGUUUCAUUAAAGAUCGGUGACAUAUUCUUCAAUUUAAAAAAUAUUAUUUAAAAAUACAUGUACUUAAUGUAUUAAGUUUAAGUUAUAUAAGAAAUGACCACUGAGUAUUUAAAACUAAGACUAUUCCUUUUUCCUGAUUGCUUAAAACACUGUUUUUUUACCAAAGUGAUAUUUUGCCACGUAACCCAGUAAAAAACAUAUCUAACUAGUGGGGGUUUACCAAACCAUCAACAUCUUUGUGUAUUUAAGCUCUCUGUGCAUUUAUAUCUUCUUAUUCACAAAAUGCAUUUAAAAUUAGAAAAAUGUAUGUUUUUUCUUCUGAGAAAAGGACUCAUGGUUAUCUCUGAAUAGCAAUAAAAAAUUAAGCCUAUUUAUACCUUAUCUGUUGUAAAAUA